Messenger RNA from Branchiostoma belcheri (Belcher's lancelet), 1091 nucleotides. RefSeq names its product mammalian ependymin-related protein 1-like. Gene Ontology annotation, biological process: cell-matrix adhesion. The transcript has 6 exons. Gene Ontology annotation, molecular function: calcium ion binding. Gene Ontology annotation, cellular component: lysosome; extracellular region. The record is from RefSeq and is a predicted model, not a curated record. Lineage: Eukaryota; Metazoa; Chordata; Leptocardii; Amphioxiformes; Branchiostomatidae. The coding region runs from base 148 to 750 and encodes 200 amino acids.
GCAUGUCGCGAGGUCUUCAUAGUCCCAAGUACAAAGUUCCCACACCUCGUGACUUGUCCUCUGAGUUGAGCUGGCGUGUGCCCGGUACCGCCCACCAGUCCCACCCCAGCUGCUGUUCAACUCGACGCGUGGAAGACGAGCUCGGAAAUGAAGGUCUUGAUUCUCCUUGUGCUGGCGUCAGCUGCCUACGGGCAGGUGCCUGAACCCUGCAGGACGCCCAGUGUCUUUGAGUCUAACGUUGGAGUGCAAGACUUCGAGAGAGGGAUCUUCGUGCGCGCCAAACUGUCGUACGACCGCUACAACAUGCGCAUCCGCAGGAUCGAGGAGGUCGACGAAAGUCGGACGGACAAGGAAUACUAUGACAUACUGUACCUGCACAACACCAUGCCGGGUAAAGAGUACCGCUUUAACCUGAGGACCAAGCAGUGCGAGACCAGGGAGCUGAACUACCCCUUCCGGCCUUUCGAAGUCCCAGAGAACGCCAACCACUUUGGUGACUUCACCGUCGGUACCAAGGGUGCCCCGCACGAGGGGGUCGUGGUCAGCAUGUGGGGGGAACGGAACCAACAGGAAGGCACUGACUGGGUCGGUGUGUUUACCUACACUGGCUGUGUUCCCGUCAACGACAUGUUCUACAGCAACAGGACUGGCAGGGUGACGACCGAGUUCUUUGACGUCACCCUGGGUCUCUCCAACCCCGAUGUCUUCAUCCCCCCGAGAGAAUGCAUCAUGCCUCCUCCUCCAUAUUAAGUACCAUAAACUGUCCAUCUCAAGGCCUACCUGAUGUAGGCCUAGCUCCAUCUCAUAUCUACAUGAUAUAACGUUACUUUAUUUGUACUUGAUAUUUACAAAAUAUGUCAUGCUGCGCUCGAGAUGUAAAUCCUAUAGAUUUGUGUAGAAUGAAUGUAAAUUUCCGUUGCAAUGUAGUUUUACUACAUUUUCAAAUGUAAAAGCAUCUCCUUGUCCAGUUAAUGCCUUUUUUUCCAUCUCCACUGAUAGCAAAUAUAACGCAGGUAGAAUCCCAGCGUUAACUUUAGCUUUUCUAAUAUGAGUGAUACAUAUUCAAAUAAAAUUCAGUUUAUCUAAUUAAA